Molecule: messenger RNA, 3664 nt
Organism: Pecten maximus
Lineage: Eukaryota; Metazoa; Mollusca; Bivalvia; Pectinida; Pectinidae
Product: 7-dehydrocholesterol reductase-like
Exons: 3
Coding region: 200-1645 (481 amino acids)
Biological process (GO): sterol biosynthetic process; brassinosteroid biosynthetic process
Cellular component (GO): endoplasmic reticulum membrane
Molecular function (GO): oxidoreductase activity, acting on the CH-CH group of donors, NAD or NADP as acceptor
Source: RefSeq, a predicted model, not a curated record
UGACAUAUCACCUCCGGGCUGUCAGUGCGCUCAUUAUAAAGUAGAUACGCACGCUGUUAAGCAGACUAUAUUUGUGGUGUUUCGUCGGUAGGAUAUAUAAUUUUUGUCUACGAAUGAUCGAGAGAGUCUCGGAGGAACAGACAGUGAGGGUUGAACAGCUGGUGUCGCCGGGAGUUUUCUCUACAGUCUGACUACAAGGAUGGAACACGACCGCAUCUUGCGCUCAGGAAAGAAACUGUCCCGACAAAGCCAAAUGGAAAAUAAAAAUGGGACUGCCCUCUCCAACGGAUUCCAUGACCAUAGGAAAGGAUCCGAGAAGGAUAAAAUGACCCCGGCACACAGGAGGUUUUUCGACAAAUAUUUCGUCCCGUUUUUCCUGAUGCUGGUGACACCUCACGUUGGCAUUUUGUUCUGGUACACACACAGACAGUGUGGCGGAAGUUACGCUAAGCUUGGCAUGAUGUUUUCCGAGAAGUCUUUCUUGCCUGGAAUGUACGAAAUCUGGCAACGCACUCUACACUGGCCCCAAGACGGAUUAUGUUUUUACAUCCUGAUCGGCUACAGCAUCUGGGCUCUUUUCCUGAUGGCGUUCCUGCCUGGGGAAAAAGUCGAAGGCCCGGUUACUCCUAAAGGAAACGUCCCGAUAUAUAUAGACAAUGGCUUUAAGCAUUACAUAGUUACCAUGGUAACUCUGGCCGGUCUGACCGUUGUGUUGAAGCAGUAUGGUAUGAGUCCAUCCGUCGUAUAUGACCGUUUCGACGAAAUUCUCUUGAUUCUGAACAUUUUUAGUUUUAUCUUCUGUGUCUUCUUGUACUUCAAGGGCAUCCACUCGCCUUCGUCGACAGACUGUGGUUCAUCCGGAAACCCUCUUUUUGAUUACUACUGGGGUACGGAACUUUAUCCCCGCAUUUUUAAUUUUGAUGUGAAGGUUUUCACCAACUGCAGAUUUGGAAUGACCGUUUGGGGACUCCUUGUUGCCAUAUUUGCCUUGAAAAGUUACGAGCUUUAUGGAUUCGUAGAUAGCAUGUUUGUAUCGGCCUUUCUCCAAUUGGCGUACAUCACGAAGUUCUUCUGGUGGGAAGCGGGGUAUAUGCGAACCAUUGAUAUCAUGUUGGAUAGAGCCGGUUACUACAUCUGCUGGGGAUGUCUUGUUUUCAUUCCGUCGUUUUAUGCCUCCGUUAGUCUUUACCUUGUCACCAAACCUGUCAGUCUUGGCCCCGUGACGUCACUCCUGAUAUGUCUUUGUGGCCUAACGUCAAUAUAUAUAAACUACAUUGCCGACUGGCAGAAACAGAGAGUUCGCCAAACUAACGGAGAAUGCUUAAUCUGGGGCAAGAAGCCGAACAUUCUCAGAGCUAAGUACAUGCUAGAGAGCGGACAAGAAAGGGAGAGCAUCCUACUCGCUUCCGGUUGGUGGGGUAUGUCGCGACAUUUCCACUAUAUACCGGAAAUACUUCUGGCGUUUUGCUGGAGUUUGCCUGCUCUAAGUGAGAAUAUCAUGCCAUAUAGUUACGUCAUUUUUCUCAUCAUCCUUCUCACUCAUCGGAGCUUCCGUGACGACACUAAAUGUGGUAUAAAAUAUGGUAAGUUCUGGGCGGAAUACUGCCGGAAAGUGCCGCAUAAGAUAAUUCCAUACCUCUUCUAGAUUUAGUGUGAACAUUUAUAUAUAGUAACAUAUAUACGCUUCCAGCUCAUCCAAUCAAAAUACUGAAGACUUGCAGCAUCAAUACCGGAUGUGUGCCGCAGUAUUUAGGACAACAAUGAAAAGUGGGACGAUGUCGAGACAUUUAGUUUUCGCGUUUGACUCUGAUUUAUUGUCGUAAAAUAGUUAUUUAUUUUAAUAAUUUAAUGUUGUGAAUGCAUCAAAAUCAGUUUCGUUCUGGAUGUUCGUCUCGUUGAUGUGUCUACCUCCGGAAAAGUUGAACUACUUCCGGAACAAUCGGAACUCGUCUUGUGUGCUUGAUGUGGCGCGUUCUCGGGAGUUCCGAGUGUUCCCCGAAUAUCGUUGUCGAUGUUUUAAUGAAAUCUCUGGUGCUGAGUGACGUCAAUGACAGUUCUGUGACGUAAACUAGAUGUCGUCAUAUCUACCACUAAACGGGAUAUUGGCCAUUAAUUUAAACGUAACAUUGUUAGGUCUGUAUUACGCUUAUACAUGUAGCAUUUAUUAACGUUUUUAUCACUUUUUGUUUGUAUAUAUAGAAUGUGCACUCGACAUUUUUGGCGGUGCUUAUGUUGAAUUCGUUUUUAACAUUCAUCUUUUUUUUUAUAUUCGAGGUUUUGUUAAGUUGUUAUUUAAUACCUUGCUCAGUAUGACUUUUAAUAAGUUAUGCCUAGCCAUAUACUCUUGCCUACGUGUGUUCUGUAGAACAAACUGGCGUACUUAUAAUGUACUGAUCCAGAGUCCUAAAUAUAUACAAGUAUACUUGAUUGUCAGAAAUAAAUUAAUUGUUUCAAAUUUCUUUGAACGAAUUGUCCUGUUUGAAGUUUAUGUUCCGAUAUCUUGGAUACAUUACUAAUGCCGGAUUUAUCUAUACAUGUACUGCAUUUUUUUUAUCAUAUAGCUAGGGUUCGAAUGUCUGUGGGCAAUGCAAAUACAUCGAUAUUAACGAAAAAAUGUAGGCAUUUCAGUAAACCAUCGGUGCAUCAAUGUACAUGUACUGUAUGUACCAAAAAAAUUUUGAAUAUUUUUUCAACAAAAAUUGGCACGAACUAUUUAAAAAAAAACGACCAGUUCUGUUAUUUAGUACCAAACUGAUCAAGGAAUUCCGCUGAAUGUAUUUUAAGAUAUUUAUUUCAUAAUGAGAUGAUAAUGAAACCCACUUUACUGUCUUAAGUGAAUGACGUUGCAAGAAAAAAUGCCGCGAAAACAUGCUAAGCUGUUGACAGUGCAAGUUAUAAGCUUUCAAAUCGAGAUUUAACAAAUGCUUGUAGUUUUCUGAAUUUUUCCCAAAUACCUCAUUUUGUAUUAUACCUUUUUGUCAUCCUAUCUUAGGAAGUGUAGACAUUUUAGUUUAUGCGGUAUUUUAGGUCGAAAACGAUUAUGACACUCUUGUAUACAGGUUGCAACACGGAACGCCAAAGCGAAAUACACGUGCAGCAGGUCACAUAUAAACAACAUCUCGACUCGGGACAUUUGACAAAAUAAAACUGACUUACCUGUGUCGCGUGACGAUUAUCUGUAACUCUCGGUUAUCAUUCCAGUUGAUGUGUCGAACAAAAUACAGACCUGAUUUAGGCAUGAAAACGCUGAAAUUACCUGCAGUGGGUCCACAUGUCGUGUCACACGUGCAUGCCGGGGCUAACAGUGCGAGGUGUUUCGAAUGAUAUCAGCCAAGGCAGAUAACUACGUCACUGAAGUGCUUCUCGAAAAUCUGGUAUAACAAGCGAGUUUUGACGUCACCUUCCUCUUACAAUGAUUAGAGCCACGGGCACAGGGACUCGGCAUGAAUCCCGAAACAAUGGUCCACACACACAUAUAUAUAUAUUAUAUAUUAUAAGACAUAUAUGAACCGUGGUUUGGGAAUUUAUUCCAAGUUCUUGUGUCCAUGAAUGCAAAAACUCGUCACCAAGCAAGUUUUAAACUGUCUGCAUCAUAUUACCUUAGAUAAAAAGACCGGAAGAUACCAUUAUAAUGGCAGAACAUCUCAGAAACAUUCUGAUUUUU